AUGUCGAAACGCGCGAGACAUUACAAGUUCUUAGAAGAUAUAAAUGAUAUUGGAGAAGAGUUUUCGGAAAUCGGUGAAGGUGAAUUUUCUGAAAACGAAGAUAUAUUGGUUACAAAUAAAAAUGAGGUUGAAUCAUCAGAUACUGACGAUGAAGAGGAAAAUAUUGUAAAUAUUGGUCGUGGACAAAAAAGAACAAGAUUACUUUCAAGUUCUGAAAAAAGUGAAGUCGAAAUGAAUGAACAACAUGUUGCGAAUAAUGGAUCUGUUUGGAAAGAAAUACAAGUAGGUGGCAUACCUAGAAAGACCACCACUUUAUAA
Messenger RNA from Galleria mellonella (greater wax moth), 318 nucleotides. RefSeq lists its product as uncharacterized. The record is from RefSeq and is a predicted model, not a curated record. Lineage: Eukaryota; Metazoa; Arthropoda; Insecta; Lepidoptera; Pyralidae. The transcript has a single exon. The coding region runs from base 1 to 318 and encodes 105 amino acids.